Molecule: messenger RNA, 297 nt
Organism: Condylura cristata (star-nosed mole)
Lineage: Eukaryota; Metazoa; Chordata; Mammalia; Eulipotyphla; Talpidae
Gene: PATE3
Product: prostate and testis expressed 3
Exons: 3
Coding region: 1-297 (98 amino acids)
Source: RefSeq, a predicted model, not a curated record
AUGGAAAAACACUUCUUGGUGAUCUUCUCCUUUCUCUGCUUAAUUGUGGCAGGGGCUUCCUUGAAGUGUACAACAUGUCACCUUCAGACGCAGGCAGACCGCUGUCGAAGAGGUUUCGGAAUCUGCGUUGCUCAGAAAGAUGAGCAAUGCAUGAUAUUAAAGAUCUUCCAGGGUGACACUCUACAGCUGUCAUAUAUGGUCUGUCAAAAAUUCUGCCAAAACUUGACCAUGGUGUAUGACAAGCGGACUUAUGUUCAUGAAUGCUGCAAAGAAAAUUUUUGUAACUUUAGAUUGUAA